AUGCCCGGGUUUGCAGCCCUGCAUUUAAAGCAUGCUCUUCAAAUCCAUAUUCCUGUUAGACAAUUACUCCAGCCCUCUCUCAAUUCUCGCCCAAGCCAAUUCAAUCUCCAGGUUCUCGCAACCAAAUAUGGUCUGAGCGGAGAGACACUAUUUCAACUCUACCUACUGUUAAAUCGAGCUGCGCAGAUGGCUGCACUAGCAAAACCAUCUUUGGCUGCUCAGGACCCGUCAAUUGAUUACAUUGAACCAACCAUGUCCAGCCCAUUGCCCCCAAAUGCGCCAAUUCAUACUGAAAUCCCUGUUGCCAAAACAGAUACUCGCAAGAACUCUACCGCUGGAAUCUUCGAUCCAGAGGCCAAUGUUGACGUCCUCGCUGACAAAGAGGAGGUCAAAAAAGCGCUAUCGCGGCCUCCACCAGUAAAUAGCGGCUAUCUACCACUGCCAUGGAAAGGCCGAUUGGGAUAUGCCUGCUUAAACACCUAUCUGCGCCCCUCUAACCCCCCCAUUUUCUGCGCACGUACCUGUCGCAUCUCCUCAAUUCUCGAAAACCGCCACCCUCUCCAGGAUGCCUCGCAGCCUCACCACUGGACCAAAAACAGGCCUGACCUGACCCAGCCGCCCGAUGUGGAGCGCGGAAUAGCAUACGUACAAGCCCUUGGUCUCGCGAAUGCGCGGGAUAUUGUAAAGAUGCUACGGUGGAAUGAGCGCUAUGGCAUAAAAUUCAUGCGCCUUUCGAGUGAGAUGUUUCCGUUCGCGAGCCAUGCGGAGCAUGGAUAUAGCCUGGAACCGUUUGCGGCGGAUGUGUUGGCGGAAGUUGGGAGGGUUGUAGCAGAGUUCGAGCAUCGGUUGACUGUUCAUCCAGGACAGUAUACGCAAUUAGCUUCACCGCGCCCGAGUGUCAUUGAAAAUUCUGUCCGGGAUCUCGAAUAUCAUGCUGAGAUGUUGCGAUUGCUGAAAUUGCCACCUCAACAGGAUCGCGAUGCCGUCAUGGUUUUACACAUGGGCGGCGUCUUUGGCGAUAAGCAGGCUACGCUUGAUCGUUUUCGGCAAAACUAUAAGACGCUAUCGACAGAUAUUAAGAACCGCCUUGUUCUGGAAAACGACGAUGUGAGCUGGACCGUCCAUGACCUUCUACCUAUCUGCGAGGAGUUGAAUAUUCCCCUCGUGCUCGAUUACCACCAUCACAAUAUCAAUUUUGACGCGGACAAGAUCCGGGAGGGAACGUUAGAUAUCAUGAGUCUCUACCGGUGCAUAUCGGCUACGUGGUCCAGGAAAGGCAUCACACAGAAAAUGCAUUAUUCAGAACCGACUCCGGGGGCGCUUACGAAAGCGCAACGCCGCAAACAUAACUCCCGUGUGCAGAUGCUACCGCCCUGUGACUCUACCAUGGACUUGAUGAUUGAAGCUAAGGAUAAGGAGCAGGCUGUCUUUGAGCUUAUGAGAAUUUACAAGCUCCCGGGCUUUGAGAAGAUAAAUGAUAUCAUCCCUUUCACGCGAUCGGAUGAUAAUAAAGUUAAACGCAGUGGCAAUGGGAAUCGGAAGAAGAAGGCUAUGCGGAAGAAGGCAUCUUCCACGCAACGAAAAAACAGUGUUGGAUUGGAUAAUGGUGAUGGUGAUGAUGAAAUAUUGACAACAACCAUCCCGGAGGAGGAGAUUGGCAUGGGCGGACCAGAAGGUCGCGUGUACUGGCCUCCCGGCAUGGAGCAGUGGUUACAUCCAGAAAAAUGCGCAACUUCUCUCGGGAUUGCAGAGGCAAUCGUGACGAAGAGCAGCGGAAGCCCCGUGCUAACUACGACCUCUGCGCCACCACGGAAAAGAUCGAGAUCGGCUAAGGAUACUGAUACCCCGUAUGCGAAGGCUGCUGUGGAACAGCCAGCUGCGGCGAAACGACGGAGGGCUAAGAAGACUAGUAUCGAAUCCUCUGGCAGUGAAGAUGGGGCUGCCGCUCCUAUCUCUGCUGCAGUACAUUUACAUACAUCCCAUAACCAAGCUCUACUUCACCUCUACCUGUUCCUCGAAACUUCCCUCGUUCUGGCUCCUCCACCUUUCCUCCGUUUGCGGUUUCAUAAGGCCAAGCCUGGCCUGAGACUCCGUACCACAUUCGCUUUUCUCCGAUAUCUCAUCCCACAUACCCGCAAUCGUAUUUGGACCAGAUUCCUAGACCUUCGACACGACGUAUUUCCGUCCUUUCGUCAGCGAGCCCAUCUUCGCGUCUAUCGGGCGAUUGCUAAUAGGCGACAGCUUAAGCUCAGACACAAGCAUCACAACGACCCAUCCUGUAGUCCUACCACUGCUAAGACAUCGGGAAAUAAAAGGCAACCUGGGCUGCUCUCGUUUCUGCUCUCAAAAUCGAGGAAGGGAAUUGGACCGGGACAUAGAAGGAGAGGAGCAACGACGGACCGUGCCUGUACCCAAAUUGGCUUUGAUUACCAUAGAGACAGUCGCAUUCUGGGUGCCAUUAGCCGGCAUUUGAGGAAUGUGGAGAAAGGUGACCGGAUGAUGACACCACAGUCUGGGCCUUCAGGCCCGUACCGGGAUGAUCCUACAAGUGAUGCUGGCUCCGGAUAUGGAUAUGGAUAUGGACAAGAGGGUGGUGGUCGAGAGCGUGGAGCUCGCAGGAAGAAAAUUUACGGCUACUUGAAGGCAGCGAAUGAGCUUCGCCAGUCCUAUUCGGCACAGUGGACACAGCGGAAUCAGGAUUAUGACGACGAUAUGCGGGACGUGCCCGGUGGAUUUCCGGAUGUCGAGACGGCAAGAUAUGCAGAUGAGCAAUUGAUUUUGUUUCCCAGUUAUGGACGAAGGCAUGUGAGAAAGGUUCCGGAGGUUGACUAUAGGGAUAUGGGUCAGGAGUCGUCGUUGUGGACGGACCCUGACGAUCUGCAGUCGACUGGUAAUAUGAAGUAUUGGAGACGGGAGUGGGAGGAAUAUGAGAUGGAUAAUGCGACCGUGGAUGUCGAUGUGAGGGGAUGGAUAUUUGCGCCUCAUCGGGGACCGAUGAAUAGGAGGAAUCGUAUCUUGAUCUCCCUAGCUAGACGGUUGAGUGGUAUACCGGCUCCCAAUACUUCUACUCUGGAGAGCAAGCCAACGCAAACAUCCCUGACUGAGGAAGCUUUGGUCGAAAAACAAGAACAAUCGAUCAUUAAUAAGUCUCAGAUGGACACGGAUCCGGAAUGGCGCGCUGGUUCUGGACGGGAUGCCGCACCUUCUAGAGCUGAAGUGGAACAAAAUUCAUAUUAUAACACCAAUGAAGAAAUAGCCGCCGCAAAUGCGCAACUGAUGGAACGGCUUCAACCCUUUUUGAACAACCCCAUCAACAGUGCGCCGAUUACGGUCUUCUUUUUUAAUGAAAAGAACAGCCAGUCACGGACAGUUUGUACUAAUGAUGGCGGACACUUCUCAGUUCGUGCAGCCCUUGACUUCGUCCCAACUCAUAUUAGGGUGCUGGCUUCCGAAAACCUAUCCGCUACGGAGGAGGUGAGAGUCAUCGAACCAACAGGAAUCAGUUUGAUUAGCGACAUCGAUGAUACUAUAAAGCAUUCCGGAAUCACAAGCGGGGCGAAGGAGAUCUUCAGGAAUACCUUUGUACGCAAUCUUGGAGAUCUUACCGUACUUGGUGUGAAUGAGUGGUAUUCAAAAUUAGCAGAUAUGGAUGUGAGGAUACAUUACGUUUCGAAUUCCCCAUGGCAGUUAUAUCCCUUGCUCAAGAGCUUUUUCAGUUUGGCCGGUCUUCCCCCAGGAUCGUUUCACUUGAAACAGUACUCGGGAAUGCUGCAAGGAAUAUUUGAGCCUACCACAGAGAAGAAGAGGCCAACGCUCGAAAGGAUCAUGCUUGAUUUUCCGGAGCGCCGGUUCAUCCUUGUAGGCGACAGCGGAGAGGCAGAUCUAGAAUUAUAUACCGAGUUAGUGCUCGCAAACCCGGGGAGAAUACUGGGGGUAUUCAUUCGAGACGUGACGACACCGCAGACAAGCAAAUUCUUUGAUAAAUCGUUUACUCAUGUUGAAAAACCUCUAUCCCGAACUCCCACCUCAGAUCCUCCUCCCCUUCCGGAACGCUCAAGUGAGCCUGAGACCCAACGCCCAAAUUUACCUCCUCGAAACUAUCUUGAACGAAAAGAUCAGGCGAAGGAUGAAACUAGCUCAGCAAUGAAUGAUCUCAUUGGUCAAAGGAUUGGAGAUGAACCUGCUCCAGUGAACAAAACUGAGCUUGCCAAAAUCCCUUCCAAUAAUCGACAGGCACCCCCCCUCCGACCUUCCAAACCAGCAGCUCUUCGGAGCGGAGCCGUCGAAGCGGAUGGAGAUAAGAAAGACUCGCCAUCAUCCAGCGUCCGGCGAAAGCCCGUUCCGCCCCUCCCAGAAAAGCCGCGAAGUUUAUCAUCUUUACAAUCCCAAGGAAACCCAGAAACUUCGUCUGCUCCUAUCUGCUCCACUGAUUCAUCUCAGGCUACCAGACCAGCUCCGCCAAGUCGCUCUUCAACCAGACAAUCGCUGAACAAUCAACAAUCCGCCGGAAACGGGGAGAGCUACGCCGCUAUUGUCCAGGAUAAGAUUACAAACAUAUACAACCAGCUCCCAUCUGCACGGUCAUAUUGGGCGAACGAGAACCCUCCCGCCACGUAUCCGUCCACAGAACAGGCACCACCUUCUCGUCCAGCUACGAAACAACCGCCGCCACCGCUCCCUCCGCCCCGUCGCAGCACAAACAGCGCCUCUUCAAGCCAAUCCACGCUGCUGACCCAAACCACCCAACCCCAGGCUCAAUCUCACUCCAAAGCGUCCACAGCGCAGGACCAACGCUAUGGUAACAUAUCCCUCUCCCACUCCCCAUCCCCCUCCUCCCAAUCACCCACCCCACCCCUACCUUCCCGCAAAGGAACAGACACACCUCCACGCCCACUAUCAUUGUCAUACUCCUACACCUCCCCCUCAACAUCACCCACUCCGGGCCCCACGGCCCCAACGGCAGCAACACUGCGAAAUAAGCGAGAGGAAAUCUGGAGGCGGCGAUGGGCGAGGGCGAAGGAUAUUCUGGAUCGGCAAGGGGUUGUGCUGAUGAGUUGGAGGGUGGGUGAGGAUGUAAAGGAUGUUUGUAUGAGGUUGAUUGAGAGGGCGGGGAGGGAAGGGGGGAGUGGUAAGUAG
Messenger RNA from Paracoccidioides brasiliensis Pb18, 5136 nucleotides. Its product is annotated as UV damage endonuclease UvdE. Gene Ontology annotation, cellular component: actin cortical patch. The transcript is spliced from 5 exons. Gene Ontology annotation, molecular function: endonuclease activity; phosphatidate phosphatase activity. Bases 1 to 5136 code for a protein of 1711 amino acids. The record is from RefSeq and is a predicted model, not a curated record. Gene Ontology annotation, biological process: nucleotide-excision repair; response to UV.